AACCUUUUCAUCCCAUUUAUUAUUAUAAAUAUAGGUAGUCCAUUUCUCCCUCUCAAUCAAAUUUCAAGAUCUUCUCCAAAUUACAAACCAUCUCUCAAUAACACACACACACACACACACAUUAAAAAUGGCAAAGGAGAUGGAAAAGAACUCUCUUCACAUAGAGCCGUCAACAGUUGCACUUGAAAACGGCGAAGCAAGCAAGGAUUUCGACGACGACGGCUGUUCCCCAAGAACCGGGACGGUGUUGACGGCAAGCGCACACAUCAUAACGGCGGUGAUAGGGUCGGGGGUGCUGUCGUUAGCAUGGGCCAUAGCGCAGCUAGGAUGGGUGGCCGGUCCCGCCGUGCUCGUGGCCUUCUCCCUCAUCACCUACCUCACCUCCACCUUCCUCGCCGACUCCUACCGCCACCAAGGCCGUCGCAACUACACUUACAUGGACGUCGUCCGUUCCCACUUAGGUGGUUACAAAGUUCAGCUAUGUGGGGUGGCUCAGUAUGGGAAUCUUGUUGGGGUCACUAUUGGAUACACAAUUACUGCUUCCAUUAGUAUGGUGGCUGUGAAGAGGUCGAAUUGUUUCCAUAAGGAGGGGCAUGAGGCAGCAUGCUCAAUAUCAACCUAUCCAUUCAUGGCUAUAUUUGGAGGGAUUCAGCUUGUUUUGAGCCAAAUACCUAAUUUCCAUGAGCUUUCAUGGCUCUCUAUCGUUGCCGCGGUCAUGUCUUUCGCUUACUCCUCCAUUGGCUUCGCCCUCUCCGUUGCUAAGCUUGCAGGUGGUGGAGGGCAUGUGGAGACAGGCCUAACAGGAACGAGAGUAGGAGUGGACACAAGCGGCUCAGAAAAGUUGUGGAAAAGCUUUCAAGCCAUUGGAGACAUUGCUUUUGCCUAUGCCUUUUCAACCAUCCUAAUUGAAAUCCAGGACACACUGAAAUCUCCACCCCCAGAAAAUGUGGCGAUGAAGAAGGCUUCUCUUGUAGGUGUGUCAACCACCACCCUUUUCUACGUCCUCUGCGGCUGCCUCGGCUACGCCGCCUUCGGAAAUGACGCUCCCGGUAACUUCCUUACUGGGUUCGGCUUCUACGAGCCCUUCUGGUUGAUCGACUUUGCCAACGUGUGCAUCGCUGUCCAUCUCAUCGGAGCCUAUCAGGUAGCACAAAAGAAACCAUCGUCCUUUAAAAAUAACAACUAUUUCCAUUUUCGUCCAUCCUUCAAAAUUAGUUUAUUUAGGAAACAUUUUUCUAGCUAAUUCCCCUUCUUCAACAACUUCCUCGGCCUCAUCGGGGCAGCCUCGUUCUACCCGCUGACCGUGUACUUCCCCAUAGAGAUGCACAUUGCGCAGGCCAACAUGCCCAAGUACUCCUGCCGAUGGGUGUGGCUGAAGAUCCUCAGCUGGGCUUGCCUGAUUGUGUCCCUCGUCGCGGCAGCCGGAUCCGUACGGGGGCUGGCUGCCGACGUCAAGACAUACAAGCCUUUCCAGAGUCAAGCUCAUGAAUAAAAAACAUGUAGAAUAUCAAUCAAUGAGUUCAACAUCCAAACACUACUUAUUUACCUACAUUUCACCAUUUAGUCUCUGUAAAGAUCAAUCAUCAAACAUAUGAGAGCUAUAAUAAAGCCUAUGAUACGAGGAUCGGAAAUCAAUCAA
Molecule: messenger RNA, 1639 nt
Organism: Salvia hispanica
Lineage: Eukaryota; Viridiplantae; Streptophyta; Magnoliopsida; Lamiales; Lamiaceae
Source: RefSeq, a predicted model, not a curated record